This is a messenger RNA of Hibiscus syriacus, 630 nucleotides long. RefSeq names its product 26S proteasome non-ATPase regulatory subunit 4 homolog. NCBI's taxonomy places the organism in Eukaryota, Viridiplantae, Streptophyta, Magnoliopsida, Malvales, Malvaceae. The transcript is spliced from 2 exons. The record is from RefSeq and is a predicted model, not a curated record. The coding region runs from base 178 to 567 and encodes 129 amino acids. Gene Ontology annotation, molecular function: polyubiquitin modification-dependent protein binding. Gene Ontology annotation, cellular component: cytosol; proteasome regulatory particle, base subcomplex; nucleus. Gene Ontology annotation, biological process: proteasome-mediated ubiquitin-dependent protein catabolic process.
UUUCUUCAAGUCCCUUCAAGUAUGAAAAGAAGGCAUUGAAGAUGAUAGAGAAGAGGCUUAAGAAGAAGAGUGUAGCUCUUGAUAUUGUCAAUUUUGGUGAGGACGAAGAUGGAAAACCUUAAAAGUUGGAGGCUCAUCUUGCAUCUGUUAAUAAUAAUGACAGUAGCCACGUAAUUCAUGUUCCUCCGGGUCAAAAUGCCACUCUCUGAUGUGCUUAUCAGCACGCCUAUGUUCACUGGGGAUGGAGGAGGAGGAAGUGGCUUUGCUGCAGCAGCAGGUGCAGGCGGUGGUGUUUCUGACUUUGAUUCCGGUGUUGAUCCAAAUCUAGAUCCAGAGCUGGCUCUUUCCCUAAGGGUUUCCAUGGAGGAGGAGAGAGCAACGCAAGAAGGUGCUGCCAAGAGGCCCGCUGAAGAAGCCAGUCGACAAGAAAAGGGAGUGGAAGCGCGAGCACCGUCUAGUUCACAGAAUGCAACUACGACUGUAACCACGAUUGAAAAAGUUGAUGAUCCAAUGGUUGGUCCAAUGUUGGAGUUAAUACAUAUUACCAUGUAUCCCAGCAUUGGAUAGUAGAAUUAAGUUUCAAAUGGGCUUUGAGGUAACUGAUACUAUGGCAGGAUGAGGAUCUUGCAU